Messenger RNA from Babesia ovata, 867 nucleotides. Its product is annotated as Calcium-transporting ATPase 1, putative. NCBI's taxonomy places the organism in Eukaryota, Apicomplexa, Aconoidasida, Piroplasmida, Babesiidae. The transcript has a single exon. The record is from RefSeq and is a predicted model, not a curated record. The coding region runs from base 1 to 867 and encodes 288 amino acids.
AUGAUCAUCUUAAAUGAUGCUGCUGUUGGCGCUAACGGUGGACCCGAUAAUCCGGACAGUAAUGAAAAUGCACCCAAAGGCAUUGCAUUCUAUGCCAACAAUGAGGAAUUCCAUCAGCGUCUCCAACGCUAUAUAGCACUACUUAAGGAUGCCGACCAAAUUCAUAGCAAUUUGUCUUCCAUCUCAAAAUCAAUACCUGACUCCAACGUUUCACCGGAAGUUGAAGAAGCAAAGCAAAGGGAGUGUGGAAAUUUAUUGACAACCUUCGAAAAUAUUAUACACAGGGCAGAAUAUGUCGAACUAAAAAGUAUAUUUGAUAUAUACGCUAUGAUAACUACACGUCAACAAAAUAAAGAUGUAAAGCAGCAAAGGUUGCAUGAACUUGAUGAGAAACGUGUUCAGCUGGAGAAACGAUUCAAAGAUAAGGAAGGCUUCGCAGCUGCCCUUAUAAAUUUCGACUUAGCAGAAGCGCAUAAAAGUAUUAUAGACGAUGCAAUAGCGUUCAUUAGAAGACACAAUGCCCAGGAACCAUCACAACCGCCAAGUAAACCCGCGGGGAGUAACUCUUCUGUAAGUGGUGGAGAGGAUGUGCCUUUGGCUUCAAACAUACCUGCUGAGACUAAUCCGACUGGCGCUGCGUCUACACCAGAUCACACGAAUCACAUGGCAGCUAUGGGUAAUGCAAAUACUCGAGGUGGACGGGGCACAACACAUGAUACAAACGGAGAAAAUACAUCACAAACCACAGAAGGAACAGUCAACGAUAUACCCAACACAGCGGAUGCUAAGGGUUCAUCAGGGUUUGCGACGAUAGGUGCCAGGGUUAUUCAAACAAUGAUGGCGCUGGGCGUAAUGGCGGUUCUAUGA